AUGAACAAUGUACUCAGCAGUUUCUCACCUUUUCAAAACUAAAAUUCUAAAAUCCAUACUGAGAAUAUCGAAUUUAAGAUGAGGCUACUGCAUUUUGAACCUUUAAAUAUAAAUACUUAACCAAUUAAGCAAACAAGAUUAAAAAUAGAAAGAAAACUAUCUCCUAUUUUAAAUUAGAAUUAUCCUGCUCUAUUCUUAAAUAGAAUUCAAGUCUAAGAUAUACCAUUAAAAAAAGCAAAGCUUUCCUCAAGCAUAGAUUAUAGAGCUAUGCCAUAAUUAUAUGUUAAUGAAUAUUCAUAAUUUCUCUAACCAACCACACUUGUUAUACCUUCCACUCAAAGAAACAAUAAAAAACACUUUAGUUAAUCAAGACCUUAAAAAUGCAAAGAUAACUCAUUCGUUGAAUCUGAAAAAAAGGCUCAAUUUAAAGUUCGCUUUUAAUUACCAAAAAUAGAAAAGUGCAUCAAAAUAGAUGAAUCAAGAAGCUCUCUUAAUCGUUGGACUAUGAAUAGCUCAACUAGUUUUUUAUAAGCCCAUAAAUGA
This is a messenger RNA of Paramecium octaurelia, 543 nucleotides long. The record is from the annotation of a GenBank genome assembly. NCBI's taxonomy places the organism in Eukaryota, Ciliophora, Oligohymenophorea, Peniculida, Parameciidae.